Molecule: messenger RNA, 2866 nt
Organism: Aphanomyces astaci
Lineage: Eukaryota; Oomycota; Saprolegniomycetes; Saprolegniales; Verrucalvaceae
Product: WNK protein kinase
Exons: 6
Coding region: 159-2783 (874 amino acids)
Biological process (GO): intracellular signal transduction; protein phosphorylation
Cellular component (GO): cytoplasm
Molecular function (GO): ATP binding; protein serine/threonine kinase activity
Source: RefSeq, a predicted model, not a curated record
CUCGGGCAAGUACUACACACCAACCCACGGGGCUCAUCUCGAGCCACCGCCGCGCCGCUUAUUCCCGCCGCCGACAACUGCGCGAUCCCGAUCUCAUAGAGUACAGGGACGAUUGACUGAAAGGAGCGCAAAGGUGUCAUCACACAGUACAGUAGUGCAUGAACAUGGAAGACGGGGACAAGGCAGUGGAACAGUCGCCGCGAGGAAUCUACAUCCGAUUUGACAAGCGUCUCGGGACUGGGGCGUACAAGACCGUGUACAAGGCGUACGAUGUCGAUCAAGGGAUCGACGUCGCAUGGAACGCGAUCGACAUUGGCGCGCUCCCCCACGGCGAGAAAGCGCGCAUCAUCCAGGAAGUCGAACUUCUCAAGAAGCUCGAACACAAGAACAUCAUCAACUUUUACGGGUCGUGGUUCGCGAAGGAGAAGAACCAGGUGGUGUUCAUCACGGAGAUCAUGACGGCGGGGUCGCUCAAGUCGUACAUCAAACGCGUGCACUUUGUAAAGUGGAAGAUCAUCAAGCGAUGGUGUCUGCAGAUCUUGGAAGGAUUGCAUUAUUUACACAGCCAGCAUCCGCCCGUGAUCCACCGCGACUUGAAGUGCGACAACAUCUUCAUCAACGGCAACACGGGCGACCUCCGCAUCGGCGACCUCGGUUUGUCCACGCAAAUGGCGGUCGAGAAGCCUCGCGCGCAGAGCGUGCUGGGGACGCCCGAGUUUAUGGCGCCCGAAUUGUACGACGAAAACUACGACGAGAAGGUCGACAUUUAUGCGUUUGGGAUGUGCGUGCUGGAGAUGGUCACCAAGGACGUGCCGUAUUCCGAGUGCCACAACCCCGCGCAGAUUUACAAAAAAGUCAUGGCGGGUAUCCGUCCACAAGGCCUCGCGCGCAUCAAGAGCAACGCCGCGAAGGAGUUUAUCGAGCUCUGUCUGUCGCGAGGCGAUGGCCACGUCGACGUGACCGCUACGUACCUCAUGGGCCACCCGUUCUUGCAAGCAUCUUCGGACGACGAUCAAAUGGUGGAAUGCGUGGAAGAGCACAGUCCGACGCCGCCGCUAUCACCGGCCCACAAAUCGCUCAAGGGGUUCGACCUCGAAGAAUCCAACGCGGCGUUGGCAGCGGCUCGAUUGGACGCGCGACGGGACGUCCGGCGGCACUCGUCGCCGCCAGUGCCGCAUCACGAUCUCGUUCCGAAUGGAGGCGGCCAAGUAAUCCGAAUACCCGUGGACACGAGUCCAUCUGAUUUGGACAACCUUCCGCGAAGCAAUUCGCUCGUGUUUACCAACCGACCGACCACCGACGCACCGCUGUCGGCAGGGGCGAUCGCGGCUAACGACAAGGCGGCGGAUGCGAUCUUGGCGUCGAUGCGAGACACCGAGAUGAACCACGACUCGCGCAAAUCCGUCAUGGACGGCCGCAACAACAAGCUCUCGGACGACAAAAAGUUCAACGUGCCGCCGCAACCCCCCACGAAGCUCCUCCCCCCGCAACCCUCCCCUCCCCCGUCGUCGGACGCGAUCUCGAGGCGAAAGGGAAGCGUGUCGGACGGCUCCGUCCCGCCAUCGCCGCCGACGUCCAACAACCCCCUGACGCAGUUGCCGCCCAUGGUACCGACGCUGUCCAAGAAGUCGUCGAGCGGGGAGAAUGCGCCAACUCGAACAAACGUCGGCGCUGGUACGGGCCUCUUGCAACAGCAAUUACAACAAUAUCAACAACAGCAACAGCCCGCAACAGCCGCCGCCGCCGCUCCUGCGAAUCGAAAGGUGGGCCGGCGACACGAAAUUCGAGCCACCAAAGACCCGUCGGCCCCGCACAGCAUUCUCCUGAGCAUGCGUCUCACGCUAAACGGCAAAUCCAAGGAGAUCAAGUUUCCGUUCAACGUGUUUACGGAUUCGCCGCACGAGAUUGCAUGUGAACUGGCCGAAGACGUGGGCAUUAUGGAGCCGGACGUGGGGGACAUUGCUGACUCGAUCGGGUUCUUGGCGAUUGAAGGCAAGCUCGCCAACUUGCCCGAUGUGGACGUGGAUGUAUGGGAAGAAGCUCCCGAGCCGCACUCGUUCUCGUCCAAGCCGUUGCCGCACGUGUCCAAAAUGAACUUGGUGCCGUACUUGACGACACCGUUGGAACUCGACUUUUACGACGACACUGGGUCGCUGACCGCGUCGAUGCUGUCCAACAACUCCUCGUCGAGGGAUUCGUACCAUCUGGGGGGGGGAAUGGGAUUGGACGACGUGACCUUGUCGUCUGGCCCCAACUCGCUGUCCAAGCAGUCGUCGUCAUUUCCGGACGACUUGGGGGGGGAAUGGAACGUUGGAUCUACCCCCAUGAGCGGCGGCAGCAGCAGUGGAAGUACUGUGGCGGCGGCGCCACUGUCGUCGUCCCCACCGCCGCCGCUCGUUCGAGAAGCGUUGUAUAUCGGCCAUGCCGCCGUCGGUAGUGGGAAUGCCGGACACCACAUUGACCAGACCCUCCACGACGAAGAAUGGCAACACGCCAAGGAAAUGGAAAAACACGACCAAGAAAUGGAAAAGUACCUCAAGAAAAUCGAAGAACUCAAACUCAAACGGGAACUCCAGAUCAACAAGAUGCAGCAACUCCACAGCGACGGCGACUCGUCGGACCCACUCUUGGCUGCCCCCGCGACAGCAGCGGCGGCAGACCUCCUUCCUCCACCCUGGCUCGGCAGCCCGUCGGCAAUUCCAGAAGCGCUGAGGAAACCCUUCCCAGUGCAUCCAUCUGUGCCGCCUGUGGUGAGCUCCGCCACCAGGCCCGUCCAGCCAUAACCCGUGAAUGUGCCUUGAUCAUCAAUAAUAGCUAGUUUACUAGCAAGCGGCCAAAUAUAUCGUUGUCGUUGGCUAUUGUUUCA